GCCUUCUUCUCCUCCUCCUUCAAUUCUAGUUCCUGUCACCCUCAUCCCUGUUGUUCUUUGUAUUAAAGUUUCAAAUUUAGCGUUCAGAGAAUCUGAUCUGUUAUUUACUUCAUCCCUCUUCCAAGUCAUCUUAAUCUCGAAGUUCAUAUAAAUGCUUAGACUUGCGUGCAAAUUCAGUUAAUUUUUACAGGUGGGAUUCUUUAUUUGAUCCUCGGAAGUUUGGCCCUCCAUUUUAAUGCUCCUGUUGUUGUCCUUUAAUUCCAACUGCUUGAUGUGAAUGCUUCUUUACUUGUUCUCUGCUACAAGUUUUUAACGUGUUGCUUAGCAGUGGUAGUCUAUUAGGCAAUGGCUGUCGAAAUCUGUUCAGAGAGUUCCAGCAUGGGAGCGAGUCCUCGGAUCUCAUUUUCUCAUGAUCUUUCCCAAACAGAGGGAGUUCCCAUUGAGCAGUACAUCCGAACGACUUCAUCUUCAAGUAUUGAUUUUGAUUUUUGCGUAUUUCGCGAAAGCUUUGAUCAAGAAUCUUCUUCAGCUGAUGAACUUUUCUCCGAUGGCAAGAUUCUUCCCAUUGAAAUCAAGAGAAAAUUGGGUCCAAGUUCACCAAGUAAGUCCUCGACAUCAUCAUCAUCAGAGGCAACUCCAACACCAAUAUCAGCACAAACUCCACAGCCUUCAUCAGAUGAUCGUGACAUUGUGGACCCUAUCAAGAGCCCGAAAAGCGAUAAAACUUCAAGCGAAAAAAGAAGGGGUGUUUCAGAAUCAGAUGAAAAACCAAAUGGCAAGUCAUUUUGGCGGUUCAAGCGCAGUUCAAGUUUAAAUUGUGGAAGCGGUUAUGCAAGAAGUUUAUGUCCUCUGCCACUUUUAAACAGAAGUAAUUCGACUGGUUCUACACCAAAUGUGAAGCGCUCAUCAUCAGGAAAGGAUAGUAAUUUAAGCAAUAAGCAGAAUUCAUUGAAGCAGUCGCAGUCUGCAUUAUCUGCCGGUGGAUAUCAGAAGCCUCCACUGAAGAAAAGUUACGGCUCUUAUGGCAAUGGUGUUAAGGUUACUCCAUUCUUAAAUGUUCCUUCGCCGAGUAUGUUUGGUUUAGGUUCUAUUUUCUCCCCUGGCAAGGAUAAGAGCAAGAAAAAGUGACCAUUUUUCUUCAUUUUCCUAAUAAAUUUGUUGAGGGGUAGUUCUUGAUCUCUCUUUCUUUCCCCCUUCUUUUUUUUUUUUUUUUUUUUUUUCUGGUUCUUGAUUUAGUGAUUUCUAGAGUGAAUCAAAAUGUAGUUCUGAUCUAUUAUUGUGGAGAGAAAAAGAAGAGUGGAUAAUUAGGCCAUGCUGUCGGAGAGCCAAAAACAGGUAACAUUUGCUUUCAGGGGAUGUCCCAUUGUGCUUUUAAAUUUGUGCUUUUGGUUUUGCUAGCACAUGCAGUUGUUGCACAUAUUUUAAUCUUUAUUUUAUUUUUUUGCCCCAUACAUCUUUGUAUUCUGGAUCCACGAAGGCUGGCUGAAGACAAAGUAGUUGGUUUUCUUUGCCAGAAUGAUUGAUAUACGUUUAUAAUUAGUACUGCUAUAGUGGUUGAUCAGAGUA
Messenger RNA from Coffea eugenioides, 1566 nucleotides. RefSeq lists its product as uncharacterized. The record is from RefSeq and is a predicted model, not a curated record. NCBI's taxonomy places the organism in Eukaryota, Viridiplantae, Streptophyta, Magnoliopsida, Gentianales, Rubiaceae. The transcript has a single exon.